AUGGUCGGCCUCGGCCGCUUCGACAUCGCCUUCCAUAAAGUGGUCGCCGAGAAGAUGAAACUCCCCGACCGUUUCUCGAUCUGCCCGCCGUCGUCGGGGAUUGGGAAACUGACCGUCGGAGUCGGAGUGCCGACGAAAUCCGACAUCUCCGGUUUGAUCAAAACGACGCCGUUGAUCGUGAAUAAACCGGCGGGACGAAGAUCAGCAGCUUGCAAAACUACACCGCAAUGCACACGUCGAUCUAUAAGCGCACAUCCUCUGAGGAGCGUGGCGGCGGUGGGGCCGUUCAGAGCGUGCUACAGCGCGGAGACGGUGAAGAGGACGGGUGCGGGGCCGGAGGUUCCGGCGAUUGACCUGGUUUUGCCGGGGAAGGAUGUGUACUGGAGGAUUUCGGGGGUGAAUGCGACGGUGAAGGUUGAUCGGAAGACGAUGUGCCUGGCGUUCGUGGAUGCCUCGCAGCUUAGGUUUACUUCUUCGCUUUUGGUUCAUAACAAGACCUGCUCCCGCAUUUGGUUUCAUUUGAGAUUUAAGUAG
This is a messenger RNA of Salvia splendens (bonfire salvia), 534 nucleotides long. RefSeq lists its product as uncharacterized. Gene Ontology annotation, biological process: proteolysis. Gene Ontology annotation, molecular function: aspartic-type endopeptidase activity. Bases 1 to 534 code for a protein of 177 amino acids. Lineage: Eukaryota; Viridiplantae; Streptophyta; Magnoliopsida; Lamiales; Lamiaceae. The transcript is spliced from 2 exons. The record is from RefSeq and is a predicted model, not a curated record.